Molecule: messenger RNA, 887 nt
Organism: Vitrella brassicaformis
Lineage: Eukaryota; Vitrellaceae
Source: the annotation of a GenBank genome assembly
CGACACCCCUGUACACCCGCCCGCCAACUCGCGUACUGACUCAGUACGUGAAGGCAUGUGUCUGUCUGUCAGUCUGUCUGUUUAUUUGGCUGUGUUGUCCCUCGAGAAUCUGCGUUCCUCCCUGCGGACGAAGAGGGCGUCCUUGGAGAUCAGCUCCUGCUUGCCGUACUGUGGCGGCUGCACGUCCAUGUUCUUGGGGGCAAUGUAUUCAUUCUUGUAUGCCGUCUGGUACAUCGAAGGAUCGAACUUGCCGUAAUUGAGCCAGUUGCCCGACUGAUACAUAUCGGCCUGGUAGCGCCCGCCGCGGUAUUCUUUCUGCGUCUUGCCCAACUCGCUGUGAAGAGGGAAACCAAGAAAGAACCGAUGAAACGGCCCGCCCCCAAAUGUCGGUGUGUUGUCUUGGCUCACUUGCUGCUUGUCUCGUAGCUGCCCCUCGGCCCGGCGACGAAUCCUUGUGCCGGCAUGGUGAGGGGGCGGUCCUUGUCCAGCUGCUCCUGGUACUCUCUCUCAAGGCGGGCCCUGAACACGUCGGCGCACACAGCGACAGACACAGAGCCCCGAGCUCACAGGUGGGAAGGGGAAAGGCGCUUGUCUUUCUUGCUUACUCAUGCCAGUUGCCCACGAGCACCUUCGGGUUAUAGGAUCUCGACAUACUCCUGAGCACACACCCCGCAGACAGCGACAGUAGCCUCUCCAGAGGACGAAGAGAUGAAGAGGGGCCCGACUCGCUUGUUGUCUCGCGUACCUUUCAGAGUUCCGAAGUGAGGGCCUCAACAAAAGUGGAACGUUUCCAGAAAGGGGAAUACAACGCGCUUCGGUGAACGACGAGAAGACAAAGACGACCACGAGCUCGCAUUUGAGCGCCCACGGUGUGGCUUCCGUCUCAU